Messenger RNA from Durio zibethinus, 1295 nucleotides. The record is from RefSeq and is a predicted model, not a curated record. NCBI's taxonomy places the organism in Eukaryota, Viridiplantae, Streptophyta, Magnoliopsida, Malvales, Malvaceae.
GCUUUGAAUAUAUUCAAUAUCUUAGUUGCUCUCUUCUUGCUUCAAUGGUUUCUUUCUUCUCGUACCAAACUCUCCUCUAUCCAACCCAAUUCAGGUUCCUGUUCUUCAUUGUUUCUCUGUUUAUUUCUCUUUCUUUACUUUGAACCAUUGGUUUAAUGGCUUUGGAUAUUUGUGGUAAGACUUUUUUUUAAACGUGGGUAGUUGUUAAUUUUGCUUCUGUGUUAAAUAUAGUGUUUAUUGUUUAAUGGGGAUAAGGGAUCAUGAUUAGGAUUGUAUUUAAUUAUAUAUUUAUAAAUGACUUGAUCUCUUGCUUUUUUUGGGGCUUUAGGAUUUUGAUAUGGAAGUAAAGUGGAAGAUUUUGUUUGUGAAUUGGGGUUAAACCUGCCAAUUUCCUGUCUUCUUCAUGUCUUACAAGGGCAAAACAUGAAAAUUGUCGUGUAGCACACACCAAAUACAAAACAUAUUUUUUGGUUUUUAGCAAAUCUAUAUAUGAUUUUUACUAAAAUUUUAAAUCGUGUGUUUUUUUUUAUCGUUUUCGUAUCUUGUCAUUGUGUAGUGUGUUUAAAAUUUGCAAGUCUUAUUGGGAUAGUUUAGGGGUUUUGGAAGCUGAAUUUGGUUUAUGCAUUAAUUCAGAAAGUAAUUUCCAAAGCUUUCCUACUUCUAAGAAGAAGUUUGUUGAUGUUGCUUAAUGGGAUUUGGGAAUUCUGUGGCUUUUGCAUUAGGAGUUGCAGCUGAUUUCAAUUACGUUAAGGAAUCUCAAGAGAUGCGCCUUGCGAUGCUACCUUUGGAACUGAUAAAAAGAGUGAAGGAGAUUCAGCAAGAGGCAUAUGCAGAACCAAAAACUGUCCAGUCAAAUGAUGCAAAACAGACUGCCGCAGUUGACCUUUCUAAAAGAUUAAAGGAUUUCCAUUUUGUAAAUGAUGCUGCCAGCUUGAAAGUUAUACGCCGAACUGUGAAGGCACUUCGACUUAAAUUUAUAAAUUUUGCAGCUCUAGAAGAAUGGCGGAAAAGGAAGAUGGAGCGAGCCAGACAGAGGGAGCUGGAGAAAAAUGGAACAGUCACCUCUCAAGCUUAACCCCUAUUAAUGAUGUAAAAUUCGGGGUCAGAGUCAUCAAUUAUAGGCAAAUUGAUAUAGUUACAAAAAAUUACUGCUAUACAUGUAGAUAUAACCAACUGUUCAUGUGGAGCGCCAUUGAACUACCCAGGAUUGUGAUUGGUGCUUCAUGAGAUGGUGAUAGUGCAUCUGGUUAAUAAAUGAUGGAAUGAUACCAUAGAAUAAAAGUGCUUGUUCCACA